CGGUGGGUUUCUUUCUUUCUCGCACUGAGUACUGAGUAGUACUACUAAAGACUAGUGUCUCGUUUGGAGCCGAAAAACACCUCAUUCACUGUGCCGCGCGAUCUGCAAUUUUUCCACCGUGACUCCGCUCUUCUCCGUCCACCGCCACCAUGAAGCUCGUUAGGUUUCUCAUGAAGUUGAACAACGAAACUGUUUCAAUCGAGUUGAAGAAUGGUACUAUUGUUCACGGCACCAUUACAGGUGUUGAUAUCAGUAUGAAUACACAUUUGAAAACAGUCAAGCUAACUCUAAAGGGGAAAAAUCCAGUUACUUUGGAUCAUCUCAGUGUAAGAGGCAACAACAUUCGAUAUUAUAUCCUUCCCGACAGCUUGAAUCUCGAAACUUUACUGGUUGAAGAGGCUCCUAGGGUCAAGCCUAAGAAGCCAACUGCUGGGAAGCCUCUGGGGAGAGGACGGGGGCGAGGACGUGGACGCGGUCGUGGUCGCGGCCGUUAAAUCGUGUAUCACAAGUUUUAUGGAUUUGGUUGUACCUUUAUUGUAGGGAAAUUUUCUGUGCGGUUUGAAAGACAUCAACUGAGUGUUAUUGUUAAUUAGCUGUGGAGUGUUAACGAUGUUAUUUUCUGACAUAAGUGCUUUGUAGAUCUAGUUUAUAAUCCCUAAUGAGUAAUGUCAGAUGCCAAUCAACUGAAAGAAGUUGCCUACGCAGGCAACUAGGUUAUAAGGAAUCGUUUAUCGGCUGCCUUGGUAAUGGAAUGGUUGUGUUAAUUUAA
Molecule: messenger RNA, 769 nt
Organism: Trifolium pratense (red clover)
Lineage: Eukaryota; Viridiplantae; Streptophyta; Magnoliopsida; Fabales; Fabaceae
Product: small nuclear ribonucleoprotein SmD1a
Exons: 4
Coding region: 150-494 (114 amino acids)
Biological process (GO): RNA processing; spliceosomal snRNP assembly
Cellular component (GO): U12-type spliceosomal complex; U2 snRNP; spliceosomal tri-snRNP complex
Molecular function (GO): RNA binding
Source: RefSeq, a predicted model, not a curated record